AUGUCAGGCAUCUUCCUUAUCCUGGCUUUCGAAGGACCUAGAUACAAGUGGAUCAGAAAAGGCGGUAGCAUGACACCGUAUGUUGCAGACCUUCUGACUGCCUUCUUCGCGAAAACGAUUGAGUUGUCGUUUGCUACUGUCUUUGUCGCUUUCCUUGGUCAGGUAUUAUCUCGCAGAGCAUUCAUGAAGAAUCAGGGCCGUGGCAUCACCCUUGCUGAGAUGGAUAUGCGUACAUGGGUCAUGCAACCUGGUACGAUGUUCACUCACUACGAAGCUCUCAAGUCGAGUAUAUUCUCAAUCCUCGGCUUGCUCUCGCUCGUUGCUGCAGUGAUGGCCAUGCUGUACACUACGGCAUCCGAGUCUCUUGUCCAGCCGUACCUUCACUAUGGGUCUUGGGAACAUGGAACCAUGCGAGGACUUGUUAAAACCAUCUGGGCCAAUCCGACAUAUCUGGGAACAAAUUGUGGUACACCUAUCACAGUGGCUGAGGAUGAGAUUGCGGGUAACACCUGUCUUCAAAUCCAGUACGCUGCCCACAGCUACUACAACUAUCAACGGUACAUCUCCGACUGGUCAGUCACUGCAAGAAACGGUAAUGGCUCGAGCGAGCCUAUUCAUCGACCAAAGGGCUUUGCAAUGAUCUUCGAGAACACUACUGUCAAAGCUCCAUGGGUUGAUCUGGAGUACAGCGAUGUCAGUGCCAAUUCUGACAAGUAUCGAAGAAUCAUCAACAAUGUGACUCUUGCUUUGCCUCAUGCUGGUGUACCUGGCGCUUCUUGGGACGCUAUCAAUCAUAUCCUACAGCCGGAAGACCUCGAUGGACAAGGCGUCUACCAGCUUCAAGCUUCUGUUCCAUCUCCAGCAGUAAACGUCUUGUGUGCUCAGAUGACCAAGGAAGACUUGUCGCCAAUCGUGUAUACUGAAUGGAACAACAACACACUCAACGCUACACGAUGGCCGACGGGGGACCAACUGGCUUUCUACCAGCCUGGUACAGAGGUCAAUGGCACUUACCUCAACAAGACAGUUGUCGAUGAUGUCUUCGGAUGGGGCGAGAAGUAUCAAACAUCACCGCCCGUGUUUCCUAAGCUGCCACUUGCGUACAACACACUGAUGAAUCAUACCGGAGCUUAUGGACGAGGAGCCAUAUAUCUGCUCGGUCGAGACGCUACAAACAACUACGCCCUGUGCUCUAUCAAGGUUUUUCAGACGCCUCUCUGCUCGACCGAAUACAAUGCAUCAAUGGUUGGCGCAAGUCUGGAAGCAAAAUGCAGCAGCGACGCAACAGUAGACUUGGCAAACAAGAUGCGGUACAUCGAUAGUAAUGACAAAGCAAUCACUGGCAAAGACACCAUCAACAAAGACUGGGUAUACAUCGGCACAGAAUGGGCAAACAGUCUGAGUCUCAACGCCGGCAUCAACGACGGCGAAGCCAGCAACGCUCGUCUGCUCACCGAGCUUAUUCUUACUACGCCCAAUCUCCCUCGCGACCGCCCCAGCAUCGCCGAAGCUCUCGCCGUCCUCGCAUCUUCCACUCUUUUGAUGUCAUGGCAAGAUGCUCCGUUUACUCAAUUCUGGAACUACUCAACCACGACGCUUUUACCAGGCGAAUACCAAAUCUUCAACACCUCCCUCCGUGCCCAAGAAUACGCUUCCGGCGGCAGCGGCUCACAAGCAACUCACGCCUUCUUCAUCGUGCUCUUCGCAAUUUUCUUCCUCAACGUCAUAUGCCUGUGCUACUUCCUGUCCCAGAACGGCCUCGUCACCGACUUCUCAGAACCACUGAAUCUCUUCUCUCUGGCUGUCAAUUCUCCACCGAGCGAAUUCAUGGCAGGAAGUUGUGGCGGUGGACCAAGGGGAAAGCAAUUCAAAAGUCAGUGGUUUGUUAAUGCUGCUGGCGAGCACUUGUUCAUGGAGAACAAGGAUGAUGGGAAGGAAAUCGGGGAUGUGGGUGGGGAGGAAAAACACAGAGAUGGAAGGUUUCGGGGCGAGAAUCGGGGGGUUGGGAUGACUCCUAUGAGGGUGGCUUAUGAGAAGAUGAGUAGGCGAAAGAGUUGGUUGUGA
Aureobasidium subglaciale EXF-2481 is the source of this 2064-nucleotide messenger RNA. RefSeq lists its product as uncharacterized. The transcript has 2 exons. The record is from RefSeq and is a predicted model, not a curated record. The coding region runs from base 1 to 2064 and encodes 687 amino acids. Lineage: Eukaryota; Fungi; Ascomycota; Dothideomycetes; Dothideales; Saccotheciaceae.